Penicillium nucicola is the source of this 831-nucleotide messenger RNA. Its product is annotated as WW domain-containing protein. NCBI's taxonomy places the organism in Eukaryota, Fungi, Ascomycota, Eurotiomycetes, Eurotiales, Aspergillaceae. The transcript has 2 exons. The record is from RefSeq and is a predicted model, not a curated record. Bases 1 to 831 code for a protein of 276 amino acids. Gene Ontology annotation, molecular function: protein binding.
AUGGCCGCUGAGGCGACCGUAUCGAGGCGCCCACAGCGUACAGGAUCCUCCCCCGCACCUGCCUCGCCGCAGGCUUCGACAGAGGACAAACAUGACACCAACCAAAGCAAGCAAGAGGAGGAGAAUGAUGAUCUGCAAUCCGCGAAAGAACAGUCAGAACCACAAGUCGAAAAACCAGACAUAAGCGAAACAGCAGCAGCCGACGAUGCAGCUGCGCCGCCAUUGCCCGAUGAAGUCCCUCCACCACUGCCUGACGAGGCCCCGCCAGCAAAAGCCGAAGAUGAUGGAUGGGAACCCUCAUGGGAUCCUGCCGCGCAAAGUUAUUAUUUCUACAACCGCUUCACUGGGGUUUCGCAGUGGGAAAACCCCCGUGUGCCCCAGGCCUCGGUCCCCGCGGCACCAGGUACAGAAGAACCCAGCCAGGAAGAAGCACCCCGCAAAGCACCAGUACUUGGUGGCUACAAUCCCGCCAUUCACGGCGACUACGAUCCAACCGCAGCAUACGCGCAGCAAUAUGAAGAACAGGAGGCCGAGUCGAGCACGGCAGGCCAGGACGCGGCCGCCGCAUAUGCCGCUACCGGCACCUUCAAUCGCUUUACUGGUAGAUGGCAAGCGGAAGAGAUCAACCCCGAAAACCACAAUGAUGAGAACAAGUCCCGGCGGCAGAUGAAUGCUUUCUUUGAUGUGGACGCUGCUGCAAACAGCCACGACGGCCGCAGCCUACGGGCAGAGCGCAGCGCUAGGAAGUUGACCAAGGCAGAGCUGAAGCAGUUCAAGGAAAAGCGUCGCGAAAAGAAGGAAGAGAAACGCCGUGCCUGGUUGAGGGAUUAG